This is a messenger RNA of Epinephelus moara (kelp grouper), 4561 nucleotides long. RefSeq names its product RNA-binding protein 15-like. Gene Ontology annotation, molecular function: mRNA binding. The record is from RefSeq and is a predicted model, not a curated record. NCBI's taxonomy places the organism in Eukaryota, Metazoa, Chordata, Actinopteri, Perciformes, Serranidae. Gene Ontology annotation, biological process: regulation of alternative mRNA splicing, via spliceosome. The transcript has a single exon. Gene Ontology annotation, cellular component: nucleus. The coding region runs from base 151 to 2676 and encodes 841 amino acids.
GUGCAAGUAGUCCAACAUGGCGGUUACGUUGCUCGGUUGAGAGUGUAGUGGAAACCGCGCACAAGUUAAGAUAUUCAGAUUAUAUUUCAGUGGCAGGGAGUGCAUUUAAACAGAUUAGUGUGUGUAGACGGCAGUUAUCAGCUUUUGGAAAUGAAGGGGAAAGAGCGGUCGCCGGUGAAGAAACGCUCCCGAGCGCCCGAUGAUAGCAGAGACCGAGGAGGAAGCAAGAAGACCGGAUCCCUUUCGUCGGUCGGCAGCAACAACGGCAACGGUUCAGCUCAUGGCGGCGCUUCAUCCAGGAGAAGUUUACACAGUGAGAAAAGAGACAUUAGGGAUUUGGACGGGCACAAUUCAUCCAACAGGACUGGUAGCGGCUACGACUACGGAGUGGUUUCGGGGAACAAGUCGUACGGCGGCGCUGACAUCGACGCGGAAACAUCCAGGUCUGGUUCACGCAGCGAGCCGCGGCCUCCGUCAGCUCCUGAAAACGAGUACAAGACUCUCAAAAUAAGUGGACUGGGCAACCAGCUGAACGACGAGGAGAUUGAGGACGGACUGUUUCACGAGUUUAAAAGGUUUGGUGAUGUGAGUGUUAAAAUAAGCCGAGAAAACGACGACAGGGUGGCGUAUGUGAACUUCAGGAGGCCUGAUGACGCCCGGUCGGCUAAGCACGCUCGCGGGAAGCUGGUGCUGUACGACCGGCCUCUGAAAAUAGAGACAGUGUACACGAACAGACUCAGGAGCCGCUCCCCUGUUUCAAAAGACAAUUUCUCCCCAGGACACAGACAUCUCCACUCUCAGCGACCUCUGUCUCCCACUGGUAUGGGCUAUAGAGACUACCGGUUACAGCAGUUGGCGCUGGGCCGGCUCCCCCCUCCUCACCCUCCACCUCACAUAAGAGAUCUGGAAAGAGACAGAGACUUUUCUGUGUAUGAUGCCAGGAAUAGACCCCCGUUCAUCCCUGAAUGUGCUGUUUACCGCGAGGAGGACCUGAUGACCCCUGAGGAUGACCAGAGGGCAAACAGGACGUUGUUUCUGGGCAAUCUGGACGUCAGUGUGACGGAGAGCGACCUGAGGAGGGCGUUUGACAGGUUUGGGGUGAUAACAGAGGUGGACAUUAAGCGGGCGGUGAGAGGCCAGAGCAACACCUAUGGGUUCAUCAAGUUUGAGAAUCUUGACAUGGCUCACCGUGCCAAAGUGGCCAUGUCAGGGAAAGUGGUAGGCCACAACCCAAUUAAAAUUGGAUACGGUAAACCCACGCCCACGACCAGGCUGUGGGUGGGGGGCCUCGGACCCUGGGUUCCACUCGCUGCACUGGCUAAGGAGUUUGACCGCUUUGGCACCAUCAGGACUAUAGACUACAGAAAAGGUGAGGUGUGGGCUUAUAUCCAGUAUGAAAGUUUGGAUGCUGCUCAGGCUGCAUGUACUCACAUGAGAGGCUUCCCUCUCGGCGGCCCUGACAGGAGACUCAGAGUGGACUUUGCAGACACAGAGCAUCGCUACCAGCAGCAGCAGUAUGUGCAGCUCCCCCUCCCCCUGCCACAUUAUGACUUUGUUCCUGAGCCCUUUGCCCAUCGUCUUACAGACUCAGUGAGAGUGAGGGAGAGGUCUCCUCCAAUUCCCUCUCGCUUCAGAGACAGAGACCCCUACUCCAGUGCUGAAUGGUCCGGCAUGGGUGUCCAUGACAGGAUGCGAGGCUUUGAUCCCAUAGAUCGCCUGGACAGGCGUUCCCAUGACACCUGGACAAUAGAGCGUGAGCGUGAGUUACAAGGCCGAGAGCUAAGCCGCAAAAGGAGACAUUUGGAUGAUGGCAGUCGGCUGGAUCAUUCACCUGACAGCAGUGAUUUUCGUCGUCAUGGCAGCUCAUUAGAGCGCAGCCCAGGAGGGAGCAGCCGAGAUGGGGGACGCUACAGUGACCCUGAACGCCUGCCUCGCUCUGGUAGAACCUCACCUGUCAGAGAGCGCCAGAACGCUGGCUUUGGAGACAAGAGAAGAAAAACUCUUAGCCCAGCUGCUCCAGGUUUCUUUUCUGAGAAAGACCGCAAACACAAAACCAGUGACUCAUCUAAGAGCCCAGCAAAGAAGGAGGAUCGCUUAGAACAUCCUUCUUCCUCCUCUUCCUCCAAGUCUGGCCAGCAGUCAAAGCCAGCAGCUGGAGGACAGAAACUGAGUCAGGUCUGGCAGGGUGUCCUCCUGCUGAAGAAUAGCAGCUUUCCCACAUCACUGCACAUGUUGGAGGGGGACAUGGCGGUGGCGACCAGUCUGCUGUUGCAGGGCUCCGCAGGGGAGCAGUCAUCCCAGCUGAAGAUCAGCCAGCGCCUGCGUCUGGAUCAGCCCAAGCUGGAGGAAGUUUCUCGUCGCAUCAAGGCCGCCGGCACCAGCGGAUACAGCAUCCUCCUGGCCGUGCCUGGGAAAUCCGAAACCGCGGGGGUCCAGGACGCCAGCAGCUCUGCAGAGAGACCACUGAAGAACCUGGUGUCCUACCUGAAGCAGAAGGAGGCGGCCGGCAUCAUCAGCCUCCCUGUGGGGGGCAGCCGUGACAAGGACCACGGAGGAGUCCUUCACGCUUUCCCCCCAUGUGAGUUUUCACAGCAGUUUGUGGAUGCCUCUGCCAAAGCCUUUGCCAAAUCAGAGGACGAAUACAUGGUGAUGGUCAUUAUCAAAGGAGCGUCAUGAAAAAAAAAAAUCUAAAUGUGUCUCUUCACACUCAUGAUUUGUUAAACUGUGAGUUGUAAAAACAGGGAGAAGUAAUGACAACAAAACAGAGUAGCAGAUAAAGUUAGGGGUCUGAUUUUAAGUUCCCUGACCUGCAUGGUAACUUGUAUCUCAUCCUGUUGAAGGUUUGAAAUGAAAGUCACAUUGAAUUGAGUACAUUUUGAUAAACUGAUGGAUUUGAAUAUCAACACAGGUGACAUGCAGCUUUCUGCUACUUAGUUAUCAGAUAAAUGUGCAUUACUUGAAGGGUACUCUGCUGAAAGUAAUUCAGAGCAAGCUACAGUUCUGUGAAUCGAUACUCUAUGUUGCCUUAUCUCAUUUAAAAAGAAUCCCCAGUUCAUUUAUAUCAUUUCAUCCAAUGCCUGCCUAUAACAAAAAAGAAUUUAUGAUCCAAAACAGAGUAUUUUGCUUUCAUUUUAUCUGUAUUCAGCAUAGAUUUAACUGGCCAGUGUCGACAUGUUUGUAGUGCUAUAAUGUUUGUCCAGCCAGCCUAUGAAAGAAUUAAAUCAAAGUCAUGUACAUAUGAUUUAGGAAAUAUAACUAUUUGCUCUAAAGCUUUACCCAUUGCUCAUUGAUAGGCAUAUUCCAGAUGUGCAUCUGUAUUACUUCUUUUGCUGAACAAGUAAACAUUUUGAUUCAAAGAUUUAUUACAACAGCUUUUCUGUUUUUGUCAAUUUUGGCCAGUUUUGCUUAAAACUAAAGAUAAAUGUGGAGAUAACUUUUGCAGAAGGGCAUUUAAUGGUUAUAGUAGAGCUCAUUGACAUCAGUGCUCCUUUCUGAGCCACAUCUUGAGGUUUAUGUGACAUUGCAAGGUGCUGUUGUUCCUGUCUGUUUCACAAUUUUCACUAAGCACUGGUAUUUGUAUGUAGGGGUGGAAACAAGCAGCAAUAACCUGUGUUGUAAUGCAGCUCAAUACAACAACCGUGCAAAGAAUACUAAAGCUCGUUCUGUUUAGUUUGUGUUGAAAAUAAUGUUAAAAAGGAGGUUUUAAGCUCUGUGUUUAUGUCUGUAUUGAGCUGCAUUAUGUUAAAAGUUAUGCUUUAGUGCCCAGAUUUAUGAUUAUUUUCAUUUUAUGAUUAAGUCACCAUUCUUUGAUUUUUUUUUUUUAUUAUGUUUGUAAAACAUCAAAAAUAGUGAAAAACAUCAAUAUUUUUUCCUAAGGUGAUGUUUUCAUGUCUUUGAAUAGUCUUUUCUGGUACUUCUAACAAUCUAAACCCCAAAGAUUUUUAGAUAAUCAUCAUGUUAAUCAAGAACAAGCAACAAAUCUACACAUCUGAGAAGCUGGAAACAUAAAAUGUUUGGCAACUUUGCUUGAAAAUUGACAAAUUGAUUGAUUAACCAAUUACUGAAAUUGUUUCAGAUUAAGUGUCUGUCGGUCUGACUAAUAAUUUCGGCUCUAACAAUGGAGUAUCUCAACAAAACUGAAAUGUAACAGCUGUGCAGAGCUAAUGGAGGAUGUAGGUUUGUUGUUUUGAGUGACAUUAUAUUUUACAGGGUUGCUUUUGUGUCCACCCCUUUAUAUUGUACAUUUAUUGGCAUCAUAUUCAAUUUGGCUGAACAUUCAAUUCUGUUAUAACCCACUACUGUAGUGACUACCCCAGCAAAGCAUGUACUGUUUACAAAGCUGUAACGUAUAAAUUAAGAGCUCUAUGUAUGCCAUGCACAUCCCUAAUGACUGAUCAGGAGUCUGGAAGUAGAAAAUGUUGCUAUACAAUGAGUGGACUUCUGAAUGAAAGCGAGGAGAGGAGGCCGACCUCUGUGGCCUUACAAGCUUUCCUCCGAAAGGACUGUUAAUGAUUGUUUUUCAUGCUUUGAUUUGAGUACUGUGUUUCAAAUGGAAAAAGAA